This is a messenger RNA of Osmerus eperlanus (European smelt), 1749 nucleotides long. RefSeq lists its product as uncharacterized. The record is from RefSeq and is a predicted model, not a curated record. Bases 5 to 745 code for a protein of 246 amino acids. The transcript is spliced from 8 exons. NCBI's taxonomy places the organism in Eukaryota, Metazoa, Chordata, Actinopteri, Osmeriformes, Osmeridae.
AACAAUGACCACGUACUUCUGCCUCCUAGUCUCUGUCUUGAUCGGCAAGAACUACGCAGAGAUGACCUGUCAAACUGUCCAGCAGAAGAACACUGCCACGCUGAGUUGUGGCCACUCUGAAGGAAAUGUAACAUGGAGCAGAGACCAAAAUGGAGGAAGAGUUGACAUUCUGACUGUGAGAAAAGGACAGGACAGCGAGGACAAACACAUUUCUGACCCAGGCAAACGUUUUAGUUCAGGGGCAGACAAAUCACUGAAAAUGUUUAAAGUGAUUUCCUCAGACAGUGGGGUGUACUACUGCAACGGUGAACCAGUGGUGAAUCUGACAGUGACAUCAGAAACAGUCCCAGAAGAACAUCAGAAGAGAACAUGUGGUCCUAAAAGUCCACCAACUCAAAAUGUCACCAUGACUCCUCACACCACUGAGAACCCAACUACAAGAGUUAAGAACACAGAUAUCGCCACGAGCCCUCACACCACUAAGAACCCAACCACAAGAGUUAAGAACACAGGUCAUUGGCAACUGCCUGUGGGUGUAACCACUGGAGGACUGGUUCUGGUUCUGGUUCUGUUGCUGGUGGGGUUCCUCAUUAGAAGACGCUGGGCUCAGAAAGCAGAGGGUGACAGAGAUAGACGGUUAGACCACGUCUAUGCAGAAAUAUCAGAUGUGACUCAACAACCAAAGGAUGAAUCUUGUGAGUGUGACAGAAAAGUUCUCUUUCUUUCUUUACUGAAUUCUUUAUAGGCUCUGUUUUACUUUUAUAUAUAAAAAGGUUUCCCUUUCACCAGGUCCUUCAAGUCCUAAAGAACAUUCUGUCUACAAUCUGGCUAGUGCACAAAGUACACAGGAAGGUCAUUUAUUUUAAAUGUGUCUUUCCUUUAUAGAAUGCCUCCAUAGUACAUUAACUAGCUUUCUUCACUCUUUUCUGUAUAUAAAAUACAUUUGUGUUUUUUUCUAUUUUACUUCUAAUUCCAGUUAUUAGUAUGGACCCCAUAUAUCACACAAUCCAGGACCCUAACAUUACAACAAAUCUCAGCAAUGGGGAAAACCCUUACUUCUUGGCCCAGAAUCCAGAUGUUCCUGAGACCAUCUUUGACUAGAUCUUCUCUUCUGUUCUCUAUCAUCUACAGUGUUUGAUGAUCCAUUUGGUGUACAUAUAUUAAUGACAUACAUCAUCCUAAUUUUCUCAUCCAAAUAUUUAUAGUGCUUAGACCUGAUCAUUAUAGCAUUAAAAAAAUGCUGAUGUACAUUGGAGACUGCAUUAUAGCAUAUUGUUUCAUAAAAAACAAUUAUUUUGCACUUUUUUGUGUUGAAAUUGGAUUUCAUUAGAUCUGCACAACACAUAAAAAUCUGCUAAUCUUGCACUGACUCAAGCUAGUUUACACUUUGUGUCUUCCGUGGCUUCUGAACUGGUGAAAGUAACAUAAUGCAGUCAGAGUAGAUUCGAGGGCUGAGGAAACGUGUUCAGUAUGAGAUUCUUUACUACAUAGUCCAAGUUAAAACUAAUUUAUUCACAUUGACAGCUGGAUCUUUGGCAUGUAAAAUCAAUUCAAUUAGAGCAGUGUCCCUUCGUGAAUAAAUCGUCAUGAUCACAAUUGUAGCAAAAUAUGUUUCUGAAGUUUGCAGCGUAUUCAGACAUGGCAUUUUACGUGAUUAGGCCCAUACUAAAUAUAGUAUGGUUCUAAAUAUUACAGUACUUAUUUACUCGGUUUCAAGAAACGUUAAAGUUUGACAUUCCUUUGCAACAU